Acomys russatus (golden spiny mouse) is the source of this 4438-nucleotide messenger RNA. It is a transcript of the gene Zc3h6, whose product is annotated as zinc finger CCCH-type containing 6. Gene Ontology annotation, cellular component: nucleus. Gene Ontology annotation, biological process: negative regulation of DNA-templated transcription. Gene Ontology annotation, molecular function: RNA binding; metal ion binding. Bases 433 to 3981 code for a protein of 1182 amino acids. Lineage: Eukaryota; Metazoa; Chordata; Mammalia; Rodentia; Muridae. The record is from RefSeq and is a predicted model, not a curated record. The transcript has 12 exons.
GGCGAGGUGUUGCGGCCGGCGCCAUUUUCUGAGCCGCCUGUUUUCGGGUGCCGCCAUGUUGGUGAGGAGAAAUCACCGUUACGGCCACUACCCAAAUCCCCGCGUCGCUGCACGCCGCCCGCCGGCUCCCACGCCUCAGCCUCCGGCGGCGAAUACAGACUAGAGCGGCUGCGCCGGCAGCGCGGGGCCGUUGCCCAGUCUUUGCAGUUAGAGCCCCAUCUCUCUGGCGUGGUUGUUAAUAGACUGGAAAAGUCUGUGUCUGUGUCGCUCACUAGUAACCGUGAGUUUUUACCACUUCGUCACCUGUCGGCGGCGGCCGGGAACAGGUGCCCGCAGGCGGCGCCGGGGUCCUCCCCGCGCCCCGCAGCCGCCGCAGCCGCCGCCGCCGGCCUCCAGACCUGCCCUCCAGCCCCGCCCCGUUCUUGACCAAACAUGACAGACUCUGAACAUGCAGGGCACGACAGAGAAGAUGGUGAGUUAGAAGAUGGAGAAAUAGAUGAUGCAGGAUUUGAAGAAACACAAAACCAGGAAACAAAAGAGAAUGAAAAGCUUAAAAAUGAGAAAGCCUACAGAAAAUCAAGAAAAAAACACAAGAAAGAAAGAGAAAAGAAAAAAUCCAAAAGGAGAAAACAUGAGAAACAUAAGCAUAACUCUCCAUCUGGUGAUGAUAGUUCUGACUACAGCCUGGAUUCAGAUGUUGAACGUGUGGAAAGUUCGUAUAAGAAAAGAACCAGCGUCUACAGGGAGUAUGACAUUCCAUUUUCUCAGCGUGAACGUAUAUCAGGAAGUUAUAUGACAUCAAAGAAGAGACAACAUAACAAAAAAUUUAACAGUAAAGAGUAUGCCGAGUCCAGUUUCUACAGUGAUGACAACUUUGGUAACUACAGUGAUGACAACUUUGGUAACUACAACCAGGAAGGAGAAGAAGAUUUCUCCAGUCACCUGAAAUACUAUCGACAAUCCCAGGAAUCCUCAGGGUCAUCGUUUUCUAAAGAAUCAGGGAAAAAGCAGAGAACUAGAGGAAGCCCGCCAGGUACAGAAUAUCGGAGUAAAAGUUUUAAUAUUAGUCAUGGACAUGUUUUGCCAAAGAAAAUCAGAAGAAAAGACCACCGUGGAGUAAGAGUCACUAAGGGGCCUAAUGUCUUUUCAGGAAUGGAUGACUUUCAAGAGUACAGCAAACCAGGGAAGAAGUGGAAAGUUAUGACUCAGGAGUUUAUUAACCAGCACACAGUAGAACACAAAGGAAAACAGAUCUGUAAAUACUUCCUGGAAGGGAGGUGUAUUAAGGGAGAUCAUUGUAAAUUUGAUCAUGAUGCAGAAUUGGAGAAGAAAAAGGAGAUCUGUAAAUACUAUUUACAGGGAUAUUGUACCAAAGGCGAUAACUGCAUUUACAUGCAUAGUGAAUUUCCUUGCAAGUUCUAUCAUAGUGGAGCAAAGUGCUACCAAGGAGACAAUUGUAAGUUUUCCCAUGAUGAUCUGACUAAGGAAACAAAGAAACUUUUGGACAAAGUGCUGAAUGCUGGCGAAGAGCUCCUGAAUGAGGAUGAGAGAGAGCUGGAAGAGCUUAGAAAGCGGGGCAUCACUCCUCUCCCCAAGCCGCCCCCUGGAGUGGGGCUUCUGCCAACCCCGGCAGAGCAUUUUCCCUCUUCUGAUCCUGAAGACAGUUUUGAGACAGAUCUUUCUGAUGAUAUGAAGAAAAUUCCAUCUCUUUUUGAAAUAGUUGUAAAACCUACUGUGGAUCUAGCACAUAAAAUUGGGAAGAAACCACCAGCUUUUUACAACAGUGCCUCACCCCCAGGACCACAGUUUGAGGAAAGCAGUCCCUGUCCACAGCAUAUGUACAGUUCUGAGUCAAGUCCAGGUCCAGGACCUAAUGUGCCCCAAGGAUGUGACAGUCCUGUGAGGCACCCAGGCUCCCCUGGACAUCAUCCACAUCAUCCAUGUGUGGGGCCUCUUGGUCCACCAACUCAAGAGAGCUCACAUUUGCCACCUGCUUCGUCUGAAAUGAUAGGCCCUCAUAGUCAAGCUGGAGGGCUUGUUCAGCUAGACACACCACCAAGUAUGGGUGGAGCUUAUCAUUCCCCAGGCUUCCCAGGACACGCGAUGAAAGUCCCCAGAGAGAAUCACUGCCCUCCAGCUUCACUGUACCAGCAGAUGCCUGGCGAAGUGCAGCUUGGCACCGACUCUGAGGCCCUGCAAGUCCCAGCCGAGCUUUAUGACGAUCACUACCCACAGCACACUGCACGUGGUUUCCAAGCACCUGACAACUCUGCUGAUGAAAUGUGGCAUGAAGAGUUUGCCCAGCAGCAGCCUCCUAUUGCUCACGGCUCCCCUAACCUGGGGAGUGGGCCCAACAGCAGCAGCAAUAUGUGUCCCUGCCCUCUGCCUGCCUCAGGGCUCCCUCCUGCCGUUCAGAGAGCUCUUUUCAUCCGAUUGACUCAGAGAUACCAAGAUGAAGAACCAGCUGCCAUCCAGACUCAUAGGGCAUCAAGCAAGGAAGAAGAUGAUACAGUUAACUGGUAUUCCAGCAGUGAAGAGGAAGAAGGAAGUGGUGUCAAGUCAAUAUUGAGGACAUUGCAGAAACACACAGGAACUCUCAGAAAUCAGCAACACCCUCCCACAGAGCUCAGCAUUCCUACUGACCCAAGACUGGCUAAAGAGAAAAGAAAAGGAAGUCAGGUGGUCGACCCAAGGCUUCGGACUGUCCCAAGGCAAGAUAUUAGAAAGCCUUGUGAGUCUGCCCCAGUGGAUCUCAGACUUGCGUGGGAUCCCCGGAAAUUAAGAGGGAAUGGAAAUACUCCCGGGGGCUCCUCAGUUAGUGGAGCAAAGUCUGAUUUACAUCAUGCACAUGCUGGUGCAAAUUGUAAACCCAAAAGAAGAGAUGAUGAUGAUGAAGAUACAGAAAGGGAACUGAGAGAAAAAGCCUUCUUAAUACCUUUGGAUGCUUCACCUGGUGUAGCACUCCACGAUCCAAGGUCACAGUUAAGACAAUUCAGUCAUAUUAAAAUGGACAUUAUUCUAACCAAACCCAACUUUGCAAAACACAUUGUGUGGGCUCCAGAAGACUUACUCCCAGUACCUUUACCUAAACCUGAUCCAGUAUCUUCAAUCAAUUUACCUCUGCCCCCGCUUAUAGCUGACCAGAGGCUCAAUAGGUUAUGGAAUGCAAAAAAUGAUCAUCAAAGUGCCCUGUCCCUUGAUCCAAAAUCAGCAGCCAAAACCAAAAUGAAUCUAACACACAGAGAGGGCUACUUAGAGCCGUUGGGAGACUUACAUAGUUCAGGGGGUAAAUUAGGAGACCCUAGGCUGCAAAAGCAUUUUGAUCCUCGGCUUCACAGACUGUCCAAUACAGAGUCUCAUCAAGUGGCUUUGAAGGACUCACAUGCAUCAAAGAAUGCCCCACCCUUAGCUAAAUCAAACCCUGCUUUGUCACAGCCCUCAACAGCAGUACCUAUUAAUGCUGGCCCUGUGACUCUUCCUCCAUAUGCCCCCAAACUCUCUUCCUCUGAUGGCCUCCCACUGGGAACUUCCAGUUCUGUUCUUAGUGGCAUCAGUUUGUAUGAUCCUAGAGACAAGGGGUCAGUGUCUGCAUCAGAGCUAUCCACCAUUUCUUCGGGAGAAAAUGCAGAGAACCAGAAGAAAGGUGGCUUGAAAAGUAGUGAUAAAAACGAACCUUCCCCUGAAGAAGUGAUCCCACCACAGCAACCUACUGCAGAUGUGAAGGUCCCUGUCACUGGGCCAGCCGACAUGCAGGCGGACAUUCUCAGGAGUGCUGAUAAGGUUCCGGUCCCUGCUGUGCACAGUCUUCCCAUUCAGGCCCUAACAGGCUUAAUUAGACCUCCAUACGGUGAUCCAAGGCAGGCAAGAGAGCCAGGACAGGCAAGCCCAACCCCAGAUGAGGAUCCCAGUACAGAAGCCGAUGACAAAUCUCUGAAAGAGGUUUUUAAGACAUUUGAUCCAACUGCGUCACCAUUUUGUUAGCUGUUGUGUAGUUAAGCUGUUCUCACGCUGACUGUCACAGUCCUCUGCUGUUUUGUAACUGGUUUACCUCUAUAGUUUAUUUUUUAAAUUAUAAACAUUUUUCAGCUGCUAGUAUCAGAACCACAUGAACUUAUAUCCUCUAAAGUCUGUGGUAUUUUAUAUAAUAUUUUUGUAACUUCAAGAGACUGUAGUAUAGGAAUACAUAUCAUAUUAGCUUUAGUAAAAGUACUUUUACUGUUAAAAGUGAACCAUCAUGAACACAACACUCAGCCUGAGUAUAUGCCAGUUGUCUUUCAUAAUCAUUGUUUAGGGUAACAGUUACCACUUUUAUAUGGUUGUUUAGUUUCAAGCAAUAUUAUAUACGCUACUUUUGAGAAUCAGUAUUUUAACUAGGAUCCUCUCUUCCAGCACAAAACUGAUUAGUGUGUAACGCCAACUGCUAAGUAAGAUGGAAGGU